AUGCCAGUGCCACCACCACCACCUCCUCCUCCUCUGCCUCCACCUCCCCCACCACUGGGGGCUCCUCCCCCUCCCCCACCGUCAGCACCCCCGGUAAGUGCAGAUGCUUCCAGCUUGAGAAAGGCAGAUCCUAAAGGUCGGAGUGCACUGUUGGCUGAUAUCCAGCAAGGGACUCGCCUCCGAAAAGUUACACAGAUCAAUGACCGCAGUGCCCCGCAGAUCGAGGGUUCUAAAGGAACCAACAAAGAGGGAGGAGGUCCUCUAAAUUCUCGAGCGGGGAGCACACCUCCAGCCCUGGGAGAUCUGUUUGCUGGUGGCUUUCCAGUUUUACGACCGGCAGGCCAGAGGGAUGCAGCAGGUGGCAAGACCGGCCAGGGCCCUGGCUCCCGAGCGCCUUCCCCACGGCUUCCCACCAAGACUCUCAGCGGCCCGUUCAACCCCCCGGGGUCUCCCAGGCUAGGCAACGCCUCUGAGGGGCACGGCGCGACCAGAGCGGUCCCUCCUCGCCCCAGCAUGCCCGCCCCACCUCCCCCCACGCCGCCUCCACCGCCCCCGCCCCCACCUCCACCCCUGCCCCCGUCCUCCCCGGUCAGAGCUCCGCUGGUGUCCCCACCUGGCCCACCGACCAAAGGGAGCCCCCCAGUGGUUCCACCGCCUCUGCUCUGCACACCGCCCCCUCCUCCCCCGCCGCCCCCGCCGCCCCCGCCGCCCCCGCCGCCCCCGGCCUUGGGUCCCAGUGACAAGGCAGCGAAGCCUCAGCUAGCCCCCUUGCACCUACCGCCCAUCCCGCCCCCGCUCCCGCUCCUCCCUCCUUGUGGGCACCCCGGGCUCAACGCGGAUGCUGCCAGCCCAGCCCAAGAUGUGCGGGAGCCUCCCGCGCCGCCGCCCCCGCCACCUCCACUCCCCCUUUACGCCUCAUGCACCCCCAGGUCCUCUUUGCCUGCGCCCCCUUUGCCAAGUGCUAACAGCAGCUGUGAAGUCCCACCCCCGCUGCCCCCCAAGUCCCCCAGCUUCCAGGCCCAGCCACCCAAGCCCAGCGGGCAGGCCUUGCCGGCGCCGCCCGCCCCUCCGGGAUCUCAGCCGUUCCUGCAGAAGAAGAGGCCGGGCCGAGGCCCGGGAACCGGUGGGGGAAAACUCAACCCACCCCCAGCACCCCCUGCGAGGUCACCCACCACUGAGCUUUCCAGCAGGAGCCAGCAGACCCCAGCCUGGACCCCGACCCAGCAGCCUGGAGGUCAGCUGCGGAAUGGAAACUUGAACAUCAUUGAUGACUUUGAAUCUAAAUUCACGUUCCAUUCCAUGGAAGAUUUUCCUCCUCCGGAUGAGUAUAAACCAUGCCAGAAGAUCUACCCCAGCAAGAUCCCCAGAAGCCGCACACCUGGUCCCUGGCUCCACGCCGAGGCGGGCGGGCAGAGCUCUGAUGACAUCAAAGGCAGAAACGCUCAGUUAGCCCUUAAGACGCUCCGGUGA
Messenger RNA from Rangifer tarandus platyrhynchus (Svalbard reindeer), 1470 nucleotides. The record is from the annotation of a GenBank genome assembly. Lineage: Eukaryota; Metazoa; Chordata; Mammalia; Artiodactyla; Cervidae.